AUGAUAAAUACGUACAUAAUAUCAAUAAAAAAACCUAAAUUUUCCUUAAUUAUUUAUUUUUAUCUAGGUGCAAGGGGUGAAUAUCUUGAUAAUAUGAACGGUGGAAAUCCAAAUCCAACAUGGGGUCAAGUUACUGGAGGUUAUCCUGGAGUUGGAGGUACUUUUGUACUUGGAGGUUUUGAAGGAAUUGGAGGUCGUGGCGGUUACGGUGCCGGAUAUGGUUAUUCAUACGGAGGAUACUAA
Messenger RNA from Rotaria sp. Silwood2, 243 nucleotides. Lineage: Eukaryota; Metazoa; Rotifera; Eurotatoria; Philodinida; Philodinidae. The record is from the annotation of a GenBank genome assembly.